Pseudopipra pipra is the source of this 5589-nucleotide messenger RNA. RefSeq names its product DENN domain containing 5A (gene DENND5A). Gene Ontology annotation, cellular component: trans-Golgi network. Lineage: Eukaryota; Metazoa; Chordata; Aves; Passeriformes; Pipridae. Bases 89 to 3967 code for a protein of 1292 amino acids. The transcript has 23 exons. The record is from RefSeq and is a predicted model, not a curated record. Gene Ontology annotation, biological process: retrograde transport, endosome to Golgi. Gene Ontology annotation, molecular function: guanyl-nucleotide exchange factor activity; small GTPase binding.
UGGAGGCGGCGGGAGCGGCUGCCGACCCCGGCCCCGCUCCCGCCCGGCCCCGCUCCCGCUGAGCCCCGCGCUCCCCUCGGGAGGCAGCAUGAGCAGCGGCGGCGGCGGCGGUGGCGGCGGCGGCUCCUCGGCACCCGGCCGCUUCGCCGACUACUUCGUCAUCUGCGGGCUGGACACUGAGACCGGGCUGGAGCCGGACGAGCUCUCCGCUUUAUGCCAGUAUAUACAGGCCUCUAAAACCCGAGAUGGUGGCAGCCGUUUCAUUUCAAGUGCAACAGAAGGGGAAAACUUUGAACAGACUCCGUUAAGACGCACAUUUAAAUCCAAAGUUCUUGCUCGCUAUCCUGAGAAUGUUGAAUGGAACCCUUUUGACCAGGAUGCAGUGGGAAUGCUGUGUAUGCCUAAAGGGCUUGCUUUCAAGACACAAGCAGAUUCCAGAGAACCUCAGUUCCACUCUUUCAUUAUUACUCGUGAAGAUGGCUCACGGACAUUUGGAUUUUCUCUCACGUUCUUUGAGGAGGUCACUAGCAAACAGAUCUGCAGUGCAAUGCAGACGUUGUAUCAUAUGCACAAUGCUGAAUAUGACAUUCUUCAUACCCCACCCACAAAUGACAAGGAGAGCUGCAGCAGCACGGGAGACUGCAAUGGCACCUCUGUUUCAAAGCUACAGCGUUUUAACUCCUAUGACAUCAGCAGAGACACGCUCUACGUCUCAAAGUGCAUUUGUCUGAUUACUCCGAUGUCUUUUAUGAAAGCUUGUAAGAAAGUACUAGAACAACUUCACCAAGCAGUGACUUCACCUCAGCCGCCACCGCUACCUUUAGAAAGCUACAUCUACAAUAUUCUCUAUGAGGUUCCUCUUCCUCCAGCAGGAAGGUCAUUAAAGUUUUCAGGUGUUUAUGGACCAAUUAUCUGCCAGAGGCCAAGCACCAGUGAACUACCAUUAUUUGAUUUCCCAGUUAAAGAAGUUUUUGAAUUGCUUGGAGUAGAAAAUGUGGUUCAACUCUUUACCUGUGCCCUCUUGGAGUUUCAGAUACUGCUUUAUUCACAGCAUUAUCAGAGGUUGAUGACUGUGGCAGAGACCAUCACAGCACUAAUGUUUCCAUUUCAGUGGCAGCAUGUGUAUGUUCCUAUCCUUCCAGCAUCCCUCCUUCAUUUUCUAGAUGCUCCAGUCCCUUACCUCAUGGGCUUGCACUCUAAUGGGCUGGAUGACAGAUCUAAGCUGGAACUUCCUCAAGAGGCUAACCUGUGCUUUGUGGAUGUAGACAACCAUUUCAUCGAGCUGCCAGAAGACCUACCCCAGUUUCCAAAUAAACUUGAGUUCAUUCAGGAAAUUUCGGAGAUACUGAUGGCUUUUGGAAUUCCACCUGAGGGAAACCUUCACUGCAGUGAAAGUGCCUCCAAGAUGAAGAGCCUCAGAGCAUGUGACCUGGUUUCUGAUAAAAGAAAUGGGAACAUAGCAGGAUCACCUCUGAAUUCCUAUGAGCUGCUAAAGGAAAAUGAGACUAUUGCAAGACUCCAAGCACUUGUUAAAAGAACAGGUGUGAGUCUAGAAAAGUUGGAGGUGCGAGAGGAGACCAGUAGCAAAAAGGAUCUGAAAAUUCAGUGUGAUGAAGAAGAAUUCAAGAUUUACCAGCUGAACAUUCAAAUUCGUGAAGUUUUUGCCAACCGCUUCACACAAAUGUUUGCGGAUUAUGAAGUAUUCGUCAUUCAACCCAGCCAGGACAAGGAAUCUUGGUUUACAAACAGAGAACAGAUGCAAAACUUUGAUAAAGCAUCUUUCUUGUCGGACCAGCCUGAACCUUACUUGCCUUUCCUCUCGAGAUUCCUGGAGACCCAAAUGUUUGCAUCCUUUAUUGACAAUAAGAUUAUGUGCCAUGAUGAAGAUGAUAAAGACCCUGUUUUGAGAGUAUUUGAUUCUAGGGUGGAUAAAAUUAGGCUGCUGAACGUCAGGACGCCGACUCUGCGCACAUCUAUGUAUCAAAAGUGCACAACCAUUGAUGAGGCUGAGAAAUCUAUUGAAUUAAGGCUAGCAAAAAUAGAUCAUACAGCAGUCCACCCACACUUGCUGGACAUGAAAAUUGGACAAGGGAAAUAUGAGCUUGGAUUUUUUCCCAAGCUUCAGUCUGAUGUUUUAUCCACUGGACCAGCAAGCAACAAGUGGACAAAGAGAAACGCUCCUGCACAGUGGAGGCGGAAGGACAGACAGAAGCAACACACAGAGCACCUGCGUCUUGACAAUGAUCAGAGAGAGAAGUAUAUACAAGAAGCCAGGAAUUUGGGCAGCACUAUUCGGCAGCCCAAACUGUCUAACCUCUCUCCAUCGGUAAUUGCACAAACCAACUGGAAGUUUGUAGAAGGCUUGUUGAAGGAAUGCCGAAAUAAGACCAAGAGGAUGUUGGUUGAGAAAAUGGGUCGAGAAGCUGUGGAGCUGGGUCAUGGUGAAGUGAAUAUCACAGGUGUGGAAGAGAAUACCCUGAUAGCCAGUCUGUGUGACCUCUUAGAAAGGAUAUGGAGCCAUGGUCUGCAAGUCAAACAGGGAAAGUCAGCUCUGUGGUCUCAUCUGUUACAUUACCUAGAAAACAGGCAGAGAAGAACCACAUCAGGCAGCUUCAGUACCUCAGGAAUACUUCUUGAUUCAGAAAGGCGAAAGUCUGAUACCAGUCCAGCCAUGUCACCUCUUAGAAUCUCUCUCAUCCAGGAUAUGAGGCAUAUCCAGAACAUUAGUGAGAUCAAAACAGAUGUUGGCAAGGCCAGAGCCUGGGUUCGUCUCUCUAUGGAAAAGAAGUUGCUCUCUAGGCAUCUGAAACAGCUGCUUUCCGAUCAUGAACUCACAAAAAAACUCUACAAGCGUUACGCAUUCCUCCGCUGUGAUGAUGAGAAAGAACAAUUCUUAUAUCAUCUCCUGUCAUUCAAUGCUGUUGAUUACUUUUGCUUUACCAAUGUUUUCACAACAAUCUUGAUACCAUACCAUAUAUUGAUUGUUCCUAGCAAAAAACUUGGUGGCUCAAUGUUCACAGCCAAUCCUUGGAUCUGUAUCUCGGGAGAACUGGGUGAGACAGGAGUCCUGCAGAUUCCCAGGAACAUAUUAGAAAUGACUUUUGAGUGCCAGAACCUGGGAAAACUGACCACAGUGCAAAUAGGACAUGAUAAUUCAGGGCUGUAUGCCAAGUGGCUCGUGGAAUAUGUUAUGGUCAGAAAUGAAAUAACAGGGCAUACUUACAAAUUUCCCUGUGGGAGGUGGCUUGGAAAGGGAAUGGAUGACGGCAGCUUAGAGAGGAUCCUGGUGGGAGAGUUGCUGACUUCGCACACGGAGGCUGAUGAGCGUCAGUGCCGGACCCCUCCCCUGCAGCAGUCACCAAGCAUGAUCAGAAGAUUUGUCACUAUAUCACCCAACAAUAAGCCAAAGUUAAAUACUGGUCAGAUCCAAGAAGCUAUUGGUGAAGCUGUUAAUGGGAUUGUCAAGCAUUUCCACAAGCCAGAGAAGGAGAGAGGCAGUCUGACACUGCUGCUGUGUGGAGAAAGUGGACUUGUUUCAGCUCUCGAGCAGGUGUUUCAGCAUGGAUUUAAAUCACCAAGACUCUUCAAAAAUGUCUUUAUUUGGGAUUUUUUAGAAAAAGCACAAACAUACUAUGAGACCCUUGAGCAGAAUGAGAUGGUCCCAGAAGAGAACUGGCAGACAAGGGCCAGGAAUUUCUGUCGCUUUAUCACUGCUAUCAACAACACCCCAAGAAACAUUGGGAAGGAUGGCAAGUUUCAGAUGCUGGUGUGUCUUGGAGCCAGAGACCACCUUUUGCACCACUGGAUCGCCCUGCUUGCAGACUGCCCAAUUACAGCACAGAUGUACGAAGAGAUAGCGCUGAUCAAGGAUCACACGCUGGUGAAUUCUUUGAUUCGAGUGCUGCAGACCUUGCAGGAGUUCAACAUCACGCUGGAGGCAUCUCUCGUCAAAGGAAUCGACAUUUGACCUCUCGUCCCACAGGAAAAACUGUCUUUACAAAAACAAAAAAAAGCAACAAGGAGUGAAUCUCGUUAGUAUGCAAAAGUUCUGUCUUGCCAGUACAUUGUAUCGUGGACUCGUUCAUGGCCCAAAAAUGCAACUUUGACUUUUCUUGAAGGAAACUCCAAAAACAGUACAGGCAAAUGGAUAGAAGCUGUAAACUCAAUGUAAAAAAGAGGAUUUUGGUAUAAAUCUAUUUUAGAGUUUAUUUGCUGAUUUGCUUUUUACACACUUUCAUGUGAAAGAGAUAGAGAUGAGUAUUGUGCAGCUUAUUUUAAAGCUGCAGUAUUUCCUUGCCAUAGAAAAUGUGCAGUGAGCCUUUCAGCAUUCUGUGAACUUGCCUUCAGAUAUGCUGUAUGUCAUAAACCCCAAUGUAUACACUCCAUUUCUGCUGAGAAGGUCAUUCUAUAGUUUUUAAACUAAUAUUUUAUAUAUUAACAUUAUUACCAAUGUUUGAUUUUUAACGUAUUGGGUCAUGUUCUGCUGCAAGGGAACUACAGAUCUGAUGUGUGCUUUUUUUUUUUAAUAGCUCCAAAGCACUGAUUAGUCAGCAAUUAUUUUUUUCCUUUAUUUUUGUUGUCAGUAUUAUUUUUAGUGAAAUCCAGGAGACUGAACCAUGAAAUGUCCAGAGAUCAAAGUAAUAUUUUUCAUAUUGGUACGUAAUUGCACAGAAGAAGAAAUUAAGUCUGUUUUUUAACUGAUGUUUUUUAUUUAUUUAACCUAUCAUUGUGUUUUGUAAGUUUGUCUUUAAGAAAAAAAGUCUAUGAUACAACUGGCUAAAUUAUGUUGCAAUUCAGAUUUUACAGUGUAGCCCACUUAAAUGAAAAACCUGGAAUAAUUGUUCGUAACACAAAAAUGUUUUCACUUAAACCAGCCUUUUGAAGUUUGGUAUAUGGUUGCUGCUGGUAAUUCUCUUAACUGCUAAUAAAGAGGGACACGAGUUCCCCAAAUGCCAGAUGACUAAAUAAAUAUGGUUAUGCCCCCCCCCCCGAAAUAAUAAUGGUAUACCUUACUAACAGAUAUAAGGAUUCCUUAAUGUUUCUGAAAAGACAGUGAGUAUUAAGGCUUUUUCUUUUCUUUUUGAAUGCAUAUGUCUUAGAUCCUGUUGUCACAGUCUGCUUCAUUUGAGAUGCUUUGUUUUUAGCAGAGAAAGCUUUACUCCAUUUCUACUAUAAAACACAAACAUUUCGAAAGCUUAAUUUAUUGGAGAUCUGGAACUUGGCAAAUGCCUAAAGGCAUCUCUGUUCAUUUGAAUCCUCUGAUAAAAAUCUCUUUGAAAUGAAUAUGUGACUUAAGAACAGGCUGAUUUAUCAGCAUCACAAAUUACUGUACGGAAGUUCAGGGCUGUGUAUUUAAGAGGUCUCCACUGUAUAAACUUAUCUCAGUAUUGUCUCUCUUUUGAGAAGCAGAGUCCAAGUUUUUUUUGUUCAUACAAUGUUGUAGCACUUUUUCUUUACCUACAGCUUAGUCACAUCUUGUGAUAGUUUUACUUCCAUAAUUUAUGAGUAUAGCACAUGUAUUAAAUUUUGACUAUUUUUACUUUUGUCCUAUUUAUUUCAUUAUUAAACGGAGAAGUUCCUUUGUCACUA